AUGCAACGUGUUGGCUGCGGUCUUGUGCGGUCUGGGCAGGGUUGCUGCCGCUCGACGGUGCUUCACUGCAGUCUGGCGGCCAUCUCGACCGGUGUCUUCGAUCAUUUGCCGUUUCAGAACCGCCGUCGGCACACCUUCAACACUCUUCCUUUGCAUGACGCCAACCGGUUUGGAGGUCGCACGGCGUACCUGCGGGAGAUUGGCCCGGUGAACAUAAAGAAGAGUGGCCGCCGCUUCAAGAAGGACCUGCGGACGGUGCAGUUUAACGUUGACAUCUGGUGCGCGCAGCAGACGCUGCGGAAGCGGUGGAAGCAGCGGGACUGGGAGGUGGUGGAGGUGCCCUUUCGGCUGGCACCUGCGGAGCAACAGCGCGUCAUACCAGAGAUAUACACCGAUGUGCCGCAGAUGACCGACCCUGAGCGUCACGACUUCAGCAACAUUCGAAAUAAAGUAUACGACCGUGAAGAGCUGCAGGGCGUGCUCUUUGGGAGCGCCGGGCCGCUGCCCUACCCUCCCCUGCAGCGCAUUGACAAGCAGGCCAUGACGUUGGAGAAGUUCCUGUAG
Molecule: messenger RNA, 564 nt
Organism: Trypanosoma rangeli
Lineage: Eukaryota; Euglenozoa; Kinetoplastea; Trypanosomatida; Trypanosomatidae
Exons: 1
Coding region: 1-564 (187 amino acids)
Source: RefSeq, a predicted model, not a curated record